Cottoperca gobio is the source of this 4327-nucleotide messenger RNA. RefSeq names its product chromosome 11 C6orf47 homolog (gene c11h6orf47). Lineage: Eukaryota; Metazoa; Chordata; Actinopteri; Perciformes; Bovichtidae. The transcript is spliced from 3 exons. Bases 838 to 1752 code for a protein of 304 amino acids. The record is from RefSeq and is a predicted model, not a curated record.
GAACCGGUGAGUUUGCCAGGAAGUGAAUUAAGACACGUCCUAGUACAAGAGCAUUAGCAUGAACUACAGAUGGAGAACCGUGGUUUUAUUUUGAAGUUUGUAACCAAACCGGUAGUCCGUGUUCUUUGUUCUCGUAAUUAGCUCGGUAACCCUUCCCCAGGACAUUUGCUGGUUGGGUACCUGUCAGUUAGCUUUGACUGGAAGCUGACUUUAUCCAAGCGCAAAAACAAAACGUCCAUUUGUUUACAACACGAUAUCCGUUGAUGCUAACAAGGAGGGUUAGCUUACGGUCUAAUAGACAAACUCAAGCUAACGUCACUGAAGGUUUGAAGAGUGAACCCACUCUGAAAAGUUAAGCAAGUUUGUCAAGCAAUGGCGUUAACAGUGUGGAGCUGAAGUAUUGGUCAACUCAACCUAUUUUCUUGUUACGAGCCGGCGCUAACUUGCUUUUUAAGAAUAUUUGAAGGUAAUGUUGAGUUACUGAAAGCAACCUUGGCAGCUCCAACGGUUGCCAGGUUAAACCAGGUUAAACCAGAGACAUGUAGAUGAGAAGCCUGACUUCUAAAUACUGUAAUUUACUUUAGAGCAUUGUCAGUAAUGUAAGGUGGGUCACCCAUGGUGAACUGCUCCAACACACCCACAGGUGUGUCUAUGGCCUGAGGACGUUAUUUUGCCUUGGUCUGAAUCAUUGUGAACAGGUAUUACAACUUCACAACUGAACUGGAGGUACAUGCAUUCUUUACUAUUAAGCUCACAGAGCUGCAUGGCCAACUUCAUGUGAGGAGCUCAGAACUGAGUGUGAUUUAAAUUAAACUCCUACAAGCUCCGUGCGAAAGCAUGACAGCUGUGGUAAGCAGAGCAUGGGGGUGGGUGCGAUCAUGGGGCAGUAGUGCUGUGUCAGAGAAUACCACUACAGUGAUGGCCAAGGGCCAGAAAGAGGAUUUCAGUGGACAGGGUCUCAGAGAGUGGACCUCUUGGAUCUGGGGAGGGCGGAGAAGUCAUAGUGACCAAAGUAGUCCCGUAGAGGAGUACUGGGAGGCGCAGGAGAAGCUUCAGCCCGUGGAAAUUGAAGUCUUUGGCGCAAGGCAACAGGAGACAGUGGCAAGCUCGAACCAAGCUCCAAGAUGGUGGAAUAAAUAUCUCCCAACUUCUUACCUUUCAUGGCCAAGAAAAAAUGAACCAAGCGGAUUAAGACGAAAGAAACGUGAUGGUUGGAGUGGAGGUACGUGGGACUGUGAUAUUGAUGGGGACUUUUCUGAUUAUGGAACGCCUCCUCCGUCUCCUACGCCUCCUUCCUUUAAGCUGACAUCUCCUUUUCGACUUUUUGCUAACAGCUGGAAGGUGGAAAUCCUACCAGAGCACUAUGAUAUCUGUUUCAACUUCCUCCGCCACUUGUUUGAUCUGUUUGUCGUUGGCUUCCUGUGGACAGUGUCCCCCCCUGCCAAGCUGAUCCUGGAGGUGUUUGGGGUCCAGGGAGCUCUGAGGCUGUGGUUCCAUGGUAUGGCCAUGUUUUUUGUCUCUUCAGUUGGAAUGGCAGGAUUACUCUGGUUGAUUCAGGAGUAUCUCCCUCAGUUUGCCUUAAUCUAUGGCAUCAUCCAGGCAUUGGUGAUCUCUGUCAGUGUUCGACAGAGCGUGAUCCUCGGCGUAGAUGAAGAAAAAGAAGAAGAUGAGGAGGAGGGCAAGGAGACCGAAGAAAAGAAAGACAGUAUUGAACAUAAAGAAAACCUUAUGGACAAGGUGAAGACAAGUUAAAUUUAAGACGCUGAGAAGUUACUGUCUAUUCAGGAGUCCACCAACAUCAGUCCAGCUGUAUCGGAGCUCCUCCAGCAGGACGACGGACUGUUUCACUGACUUAAGAAUUGUAUUGCACAUUCAUUAAAUUCAUACAAGUUUUUCUCAUAUUACUUACUCCGUUUAACACUAAUGACCUGCAUUUUAUAGAUGUUGUCCUCACUUGAUCUUAAUCUUGUCACCAGAAUGUGGACGUUAAGUCAAGAAAGAGAAAGAUGCACCAUAUUUAGGGAAUGCUACAUUUAUUCUGCUAACAUUUUAUUUCCUGUCUUGUGAGACUUUUAACUGGUUUGGGACCAGGAGAUUGCCUUUGUUUCAUUCUGGGUGACAAGAAAUGCACAAAUUUGAACCCCAAACAACCAAAACCUAAAUUCUGACGGACCAUAAUAGCUUGAAUUUGGGUUUGUCUUUUGUCACCAUUACACGUCUCAUCUGCUAAUAUUCAUCCCAUCUUUAAUUUAAUUCAACUAAAGCUUGCGAGAUAGACACAUUCAAUCAUGCGCUUCUUGUGCCAUCUCUAGCCGGCUCCAAUAGACUCGCUUUGACUUUGCCAUCGUCCUUUUGUUCAAUGUUAACCUGCAAGUUCACACGGAUGACCACUAGAAACACUGCACUGUAUUUGGUGGUUAUUAAAGUUGUGUACAAUAUUACACUCCUGUACUACAAACUGUAAUAUUGCUUUGUUUACAGUCUGUGAUCAUUCUGCUUAAUAUUUAUUUAUUACCAGACCUGUGACGUCACACAUCCCUUUUCACGGUACAUUUUGUUGAACUGAAGGCUAAAAUCCAAAUUCAGUCAAUGGAUGAGCAAGUAGUCAUUUUACUGUUCUAAAGCCAUAACAUCUCCUUUUGUCUCUUCAAAAAAAAAAAAGGUUGAGACCGAAAACUAAUGGAAUGUAAUGGUGUUGUUUCUUGGAACGAGCAUCUAACAGCAGUGAGGGUGAGCAUGUAUUACGUAACAUUGAGAUUCCUUGAACGUGACACUGUCGUUGCUGUGGGAGGAAUCUGUUUGGAGAUCUUUAAGUGGCACAUUAUACCAGCAGCACAUUUAAUGAUGUGUCCUAAUGUCAUUUUCUGUGCCAUGAUGUUGCUUGUUUCAAACUUUACUUCUCCCCACAAGUAUGUGGAUUUUUCUUUUUUGACUUUUAUUACAUGCCAUGCUUUAGAUUUAAAGGUGCAACAAUGAAAAGACCAAACAUCUCAUUUGGUUUUGGUGCACGAUAAGCAUGUCUUGCACACAACACUGUUGUACUUUACCAUAUUUGACUUGCAUUACACAUUCUCUCUAUAGCAUGUGUCUACCAUUUAUUCAGAAAGACAUGGACAUGUUUACUUACCUGUAUCACAGCCUGUGAGAUGUGGAAGCCUGUGCCUGACAAUAUUGAAAUGAAAUAAUUGAAUCCAUUUGUUUGCACAUGAUGUAUGUCGAAAUUAGAAUACAGAUGUCAAAAUAGCAUUUUCAUGAAAAAGCAGAACUACUGCCAAAAUGAUGAAAAGAAAACUUGAAUGAAAGUCAUUUUUCAGUAUUCAGUAUACUCCAAAGCAUAACACUGCCAUAAUGACAUGAUCUAGUCUCUUUCAUUUUCCAAUUGGCAAUGUGCAACAUAAACGUUCAAAUGAAAUUGCAAUCUUGACUUUUGAAUUUUGAGCCGAAACAAUCGAUCGACAGAAAAUGUAUCUUGAAUAUUUUUGAUAUUGUCAUUUCAACAUUUUCUCAGCUGUCCGUUGCUGCAUUGUUCGUGUGGCAGUACAAAUCAUUUGAAGAUGAAACGCUGAUGGUAUUUUUCUGUAUUUCUUUACAUAUAGACCAAACAAUUCAUUGAGAUAAUAAUUGGCUGAAUAAUGAAAGUAAGAGUUGCAGCCCUUUAUUAAUUUUAAUUAUAUUGUAAAUGGUAUCUUUGUUGCCAAUUUAAGAAUAGUUUGCUAGAUUUAUAAAAGAGGCCUGUCCUGUUAUUUCACUAGUAACAAGCUAAAAACAGGUCAUUCAAAAAAGUCCAUUUCACUUUGAUUGUUUUUAUGGCGGCGUUAUGCAAAGACUACUGAAAAUUAGUAGCACUCUAGUUUUUAUUUUCAUUUUCAUUUCGGCAGUAUUGAUUUAUUUUUAAACAAUAAAAUUGGAUUUUUUAAUUAUAAUUUAAAUGUUUCAAUUUGUGCACACAAAUAGAAAAUGACAUUUAACGAAUGUUUAUUCAUUUGAGUUCCCAGAAGGUGACUGUGUUGCCUUUUGUUCACUUUAGCUUAUUGUACUGAUAAUAACGCCGAUAAUUCCUCGUAAGAAAGCUAUUUUUAUACGAACAGGAGAGACACCUAACAAGUGCUGGAUCGCUGUAGCUGAAGGAACUCUGUCCUGCUUCCUUAAAUAAGGAGGAAGGAACUCACUGAUACCCAUGGUGCCAUUUUAACUUGGAAGAAAGAAAGGAAGGAAGUAUCUGCUGUGAACUAUUACUAACUGUACAUCUAAUUUGUAGACACUUUGAACCCAACGCUACACUGAGUUGUGAUGCUCCCACUGGCUCAAUAAAUAUUCUCUUAUAUUA